Chionomys nivalis (European snow vole) is the source of this 1931-nucleotide messenger RNA. RefSeq names its product lactamase beta (gene Lactb). Lineage: Eukaryota; Metazoa; Chordata; Mammalia; Rodentia; Cricetidae. The transcript is spliced from 6 exons. The coding region runs from base 38 to 1687 and encodes 549 amino acids. The record is from RefSeq and is a predicted model, not a curated record.
GAAGCAGCUGGCUCAACAGAGGCUCAACAGAGGAGACAUGUACCGGCUCCUGUCAAGUGUGACAGCUCGGGCUGCGGCCGCCACGGGCCCGGCCUGGAGCGGAGGACGGCGCGGGGCGCACGGGAGACCCGGCCUGCCCGUGCUGGGCCUUGGCUGGGCCGGGGGUCUGGGGCUCGGGCUAGGGCUGGCGCUCGGGGCGAAGCUGGCGGUGGGGUUGCGGAGCGCCGGUCCCACUCAGUCCCCCGCGGACCCCGAGGCUGCGGGCACCGAGCUGCCGCACGAGCAGGCCCUGAGCCCCGGGAGCCCGCACACGCCUGCGUCGCCCGCAGCCAAGGGCUUCUCCAGAGCCAUCGAGAGCAGCCGCGAUCUGCUGCAUAGGAUCAAGGAUGAGGUUGGCGCACCCGGCAUAGUUGUUGGAGUUUCUGUAGAUGGAAAAGAAGUCUGGUCAGAAGGUUUAGGUUAUGCAGAUGUGGAGAACAGGGUACCCUGCAAACCAGAAACAGUCAUGAGAAUCGCAAGUAUCAGCAAAAGCCUUACCAUGGUGGCUCUGGCUAAACUCUGGGAAGAUGGAAAACUGGACCUGGACCUCCCGGUGCAACACUAUGUUCCUGAGUUCCCAGAAAAAGAAUACGAGGGUGAAAAGGUUUCUGUCACAACAAGAUUGUUGAUUUCCCAUUUAAGUGGAAUUCGUCAUUAUGAAAAGGACAUGAAAAAAGUGAAAGAAGAGAAAGCUUACAAAGCCUUGAAAAUGACAAAAGGCUUAAUGCCAUCUGACCAAGAGAAAGAACCAAAGGAAAAGGGAGGCAAAAAUCACGAGAACAACGAUUCCCCUAAAGCAAAGGGCGAGCAGGAGAACGAAGCCAGAUGCCGGCACUCAAAGCACGGCAAGAAAAAGAAUGAUUUUGAACAAGGCGAAUUAUAUUUGAAAGAAAAAUUUGAAAAUUCAAUUGAAUCCCUAAGAUUAUUUAAAAACGAUCCUCUGUUUUUUAAACCUGGUAGUCAGUUUUUGUAUUCAACAUUUGGCUAUACCCUGCUGGCAGCCAUCGUAGAAAGAGCUUCGGGAUAUAAAUAUUUGGACUACAUGCAGAAAAUUUUCCAUGACUUGGACAUGUUGACAACUGUACAGGAAGAGAACGAGCCGGUGAUUUACAACAGAGCGAGAUUUUAUGUUUACAAUAAAAAGAAACGUCUUGUCAACACACCUUACGUGGAUAACUCCUAUAAAUGGGCUGGUGGCGGAUUUCUGUCUACAGUGGGUGACCUUCUGAAGUUUGGGAAUGCAAUGCUGUAUGGUUACCAAGUCGGGCUGUUUAAGAAUUCAAAUGAAAAUCUCUUACCUGGAUAUCUCAAGCCAGAAACAAUGGUGAUGAUGUGGACCCCAGUCCCUAACACAGAGAUGUCCUGGGAUAAAGAGGGCAAAUAUGCAAUGGCGUGGGGUGUUGUAGAAAAGAAGCAAACGUAUGGUUCCUGCCGGAAGCAGAGGCACUACGCCUCACAUACUGGAGGUGCAGUGGGGGCCAGUAGUGUCCUGUUGGUCCUUCCUGAAGAACUGGACCCAGAGGCCUUAAAUAACAAGGUGCCCCCACGAGGAAUAAUCGUCUCUAUCAUAUGUAACAUGCAAUCCGUUGGCCUCAAUAGCACUGCUCUGAAGAUUGCCUUGGAAUUUGAUAAAGACAGAGCCGACUAGUCCUAAAUGGCAGGGGUCCACAGUGAGCCUUUCAUUCUUUGAAAUGUUGAUGUUCCAAAAUACGCAAAAAUUUAAGAAUACAUUUGUAAUAGAGAACAGUUAAAUGUGGAGAAUUAUGUUCCUCUAAUUGCUUAAUUUUGUAACUGUCUUUUUCUUGUACAACUAGUUCUUUACACUCAGGGAAAUAACAGUUGUUUCUACUUUUUGAAGAAAAGGUGUUAAAUCUUGAAAUAAAAUAUUCUGA